This is a messenger RNA of Mesorhabditis belari, 1161 nucleotides long. The record is from the annotation of a GenBank genome assembly. Lineage: Eukaryota; Metazoa; Nematoda; Chromadorea; Rhabditida; Rhabditidae.
AUGUCAGCCGCCCCUUCACGGGCUCAUUCCGAGGUUUUCUCGGCCUCUCAAUACGGCGGACCACAGCCCGUUCGACCGAUUCUCAACUUUUUCAUCGUUCCCUCAUUCAUCGCCCAUAUCGUCGGCUUGGCCUGUUUGUGGGCAUUGUGGUAUUAUUUGAGGUUAACCACCGUGUUCCCGUAUCAUCACCGUGUUUUCUAUUGCCGGGAUAUCAAUUUGUAUAAACCGAACUUUCGACCCGAGGAUUUUAAUGUGUACGUCUCGUACGAUUUGUUGUAUGUGCUCGGCUUUUGUCUACCGCCACUUGUGCUUUUGCUGGGCGAGAUCGCGUUUUGGAUGUUCUCGACGAAACCCCGGAAAACGGUGUACGCGACGUGCGGCGAGUGCAAAGUCCAUUUGUUCACCCGACGACUUUUCCGUUUCGUUGGUGUUUUCAUGUUCGGCGCGCUGAUCGUGCAAAUCUUCGUCGACACAAUCAAAUUGAUGACCGGCUAUCAGCGACCGUAUUUCCUCUCGUUGUGCAACGUCUCGAUUAGCGCUUGCACAGCUCCACUCGAGCACUCUCCAUCUCCGUCACCGCAACUAGCCUGCAACUAUCGACAUCCCGAUGAUUUGAGAUACGCCUGGUUGACUUUCCCAUCUCUUCACGCCGCCUUCUCAAGCUAUUCGGCUUGUUUCGCGUCGUGCUACAUCUACUACAUGAUCAAUCUCCGCGGCGCUCCCCUCCUUCGUCCAUUCCUCAUUUUCGGUUUCCUUGGUCUUUGCUUGGUUGAUUCGUUCUCGCGAAUCAAUGGAUACAAGAAUCAUUGGAGAGACAUUUGGGUCGGCUGGUUGAUUGGUUUUGUGGCCGCGUAUUUCUUGUGUCACUGUGUUUUAUGCUUCCAAGAGGUUUAUCACAUAGCCAUCGAGAAGGCGCCACUCAUUCAAGAGGUCGAAGAACGCGCUCCACCAUUCUUCCAAUGGUUCCGCUUGCCGCGAGUGCAAGCUCCAUCAGUGAAAGAGGAUUAUGUGGUUUACGAGGAAGACGUUCCACAAGUCGGCACUCAGCCGAGACAUCGACGAAACGCCGAUCGAACUUACGAGGUGACCACAACGACCGAAUCUUUCCACCGAACGAUCAGCCCACCGCAACAACACAAUUCGGCUCAACAAUAUCAAUAC